Molecule: messenger RNA, 5095 nt
Organism: Alexandromys fortis (reed vole)
Lineage: Eukaryota; Metazoa; Chordata; Mammalia; Rodentia; Cricetidae
Gene: Tyw2
Product: tRNA methyltransferase 12 homolog
Exons: 1
Coding region: 138-1457 (439 amino acids)
Biological process (GO): wybutosine biosynthetic process; tRNA methylation
Cellular component (GO): cytoplasm
Molecular function (GO): tRNA methyltransferase activity
Source: RefSeq, a predicted model, not a curated record
CAUCCGUUUGCCAUCACUCCCGGCGCGCCAUGGAGGCAAGCGCAUAGCUCUUCCGGUUUUAGCGGCGGACCUGCAGAGAGAAAACAGCCUUAGAGGUUCUCGCCGCCAGACACGGAAGGGAUGCAGACGCGAGCAGCAUGGAGAGAGAAGGUGAGACGUCUGUAGUUGUUGCCGUUGUGACUGAGCCUCGGUUUACCCAGCGAUACAGAGACUACCUCGAGAAGCAGAAACUCCUGGAUAGACAGCACCGUGUGCAGAAGCUGCGGGAUGGCAUGGUGGCGCUCCCGGUGCUUGCGGAGACCCUCCCUGAGCGGCACCUGCAGGAGCUGAGGAAUCGCGUGGCCCCGGGCAGCUCCUGCAGGCUGACGCAGCUCCUCGAUCCUCUUCCUUCCAAAAAGGCCCGGGUUUGUUCUCCUGCGCAGAGACUGUGCCUUGAGGUGAGGCGCUGGGUAGAGGACCGCGGAGUGACGUGGUGCACCGAGCUGGAGGCGGAUUUGCCCCGGUCAUGGCAACGGCAUGGUGACCUAAUGCUGCUUAGUGAAGACUGUUUCCAAGCCGAGCAAUGGCAGAGUCUGGAACCAGAACUCUGGGAGACUGUCGCCUCGGCCCUUGGAGUUCAACGUUUGGCCAAACGAGGGCGGGUGUUGCCUGAUGGUACUCGAACGCCAUCGGUGACUCUGCUGCUGGGUGACCAUGGCUGGGUAGAGCAUAUGGACAAUGGCAUCCGGUAUACGUUUGACGUGACCCAGUGCAUGUUCUCUUUCGGGAACAUCACUGAGAAGCUUCGGGUGGCAUCGCUGUCCUGUGCUGGAGAGAUCCUGGUGGAUCUCUACGCGGGGAUCGGGUAUUUCACGUUGCCCUUCCUAGUUCACGCCGGUGCUGCCUUCGUCCAUGCCUGCGAAUGGAAUCCCCAUGCCGCCGCCGCUCUCAGAAACAAUUUGGAGAUCAACGGCGUGGCAGACCGGUGCCAGAUACACUUUGGAGACAACAGGAAGCUGCAGCUCUCCAACGCUGCAGAUAGGGUGAACCUGGGGCUGAUCCCCAGCUCUGAAGAAGGGUGGCCCGUCGCCUGCCGAGUGCUUCGGAAGGAUGUCGGGGGUGUUCUGCAUAUCCACCAAAAUGUGGAGUCUUUCUCGGGCAGGAAACCCCAGCCUCUUGGAAGCAGUGACACGGGAAAAGAGCAUCAUGGGCCUCAUCCCCAGAAAGUUAUCACUGAUAAACGGGGAAAUGGAACUCCUGGGCAUGUCAGGGGGGACAUGCCGCCGUCAGCCAGCAAACCAGAGUGGCACAGCUGGGCAGAAUCUACAGCAACUCAAAUCGCUUCUCUUCUUCAUCGGGUGCAUGGGAGAGUGUGGAGGACACAAAUCCUGCGUGUCCACCCAGUGAAAUCUUAUGCCCCUCACGUGGAUCACAUAGUCCUAGAUCUAGAAUGCCGCCCCUGUCCUCUGGUUGCCUAGGAGAGGUAGAUUGGGUGACACAGUAGAGCCGAAGGAAUGGCCCUUGGUGCUUCCGCUGGGGCCGAGUUCUCACCCUCUUGUUCGGUGGUCAUCUUUUUUAAUGACUUAUGGCCUGGAAACGAACCCUAGAUCUUCCCCAAAAUUUUUAUUUCCUGUUGAUCACACUGAGAAUAUGUUGAAGUGUCAGAGGAAAAUCAGGAUGGCACAUUAAAAUAGGACUCAUUUGUGCAGCCCGGAGCUCUGCAUUUUUACCUUCGUUUCCAGUGGGCCUACGGUCUUAAUAUUCAUUUGGUCUUGGAUUUAUCUGCACAUAAGGUUUCCUUGAAUUGGCUCGUGUGGCUUUUUUCUAGCAAGUCGUAUACAGACGUUAUUAGAAUGAAACACUUAAUUCACUGUUGGUGCUAUUCCCAGAGAUCACUAGCUACGGCAGGAGAAAUCGGCUGGAAAGCCAAGAUCAAAAUAGAGACCAGUGAGGAAGCGGUCCAGUUCUACGGAAGUUCUGUAGUUGUUCAGGCACUGCGUGAUAGUGGUCUGCACCAGGGUGGCAGCUGUGGGGAUUUGAAAAAUAAAUAUAAAUAGGUUUGAAAAAUAAAAUCAAUGGGACCAAAUAAUGAACUCCAAAUUGAAGCAGUAACACGAUGGUACUUUGUUUUUGUGACUAAAUUACAGAGGAGGGGGACAAUUAAUGGAGGUCACUCCAAUCUAGCAUUCCUUGGUGGGGUGUCUGCUUGUGGGGAUGGGAGGGUCUUAUAUAUUAAGUCUUUUCAUUUUAUGUUAAGGAGAGUUAAGAAUUACUUCUUUGUCCCAGAGUAAUAACCCAUGUCUAUAAGAUUGCAGUAAGAUCAAGGAUAACUCAUGUCACACUACAUAGUGAGACAGACAUUGUCUUAAAGCCAAGAAUCACUUCUAUGAAUUUUAGGGAAUCUAAAGCCUUGGACUGUGUGAUAGCUGCCAGUUGGUUAAAAUCCCAACAUUUUUAUAGACCUUAAGCUUAGAUUUAUCUUCUUUCCCUGGAAAGAAGCUGUAGGAAGAACUGGAAUAAAAUUCAGUGUAGAGUACUUACUGGGUUCAUCGCCAUCCUCCCUCCCCCCACACACACACACAGGUCUAGAAGCAGCAGUAGCAGCUGUUACUAUUAUACUGUAGGCAGGAAAUAUUCUGCAGUUUCCAGACCAUCUGCUUAUAAAAUUAGGUGGUUUCUGCUCUUCACUGCCAUUUGCCACUGAGGGAGCUAAUAGCUGAGGAUCUUGCUGAGCUGUUUCAAUGCACCUUGAAGCCCCGUAGGCCAGUUUGCUUGGUGAAGGAGGCAGGCAGCAGGGUGCCUACUUCCUUCCUUGUCUUUUUAUUUAACCCGAAGCUUACCUGCCUUGUGUGUGACUGGUACUCUUUCCCUUGCAGCAGUAGCAGUGAGGCCUGGGUUGGUGCCUUUCUCAUUAGGCACAAAUAUUAAGUGCCUUCUGCAUGUAAGAGCUACAGAAAAUAUAAAGAUCCAUUAGAUUUAAAAAAAAAAAGCCUCUCACCAAGGAGCGAGGCCAACUUAGCAGAAUUUACACAGUCCUCAGUGGUGGGGUAGAGUCAGUGCCACAGGACAGAUAACUUGCUGGAGGUGUGCAGAGGAGGGAAGAAAAGUUCUGUGAAGUAAAUAAGAAGUCUGCUUAGAAGUGGUAUUCGAAUUGGCUCCUGAAAACCGGGUAAGAGUUUGGUGGAUGGGGAGGAGGCAGAGCUAGGACCCAGAGUUUCAAAGCUUAAGAAAUGAGCCACUACUGUUAGUUUGUAACAAAGGACAUGGUGAUACAAUGUUGGAGAUGAAUACUCUGGGCAGUAUCUUGUGGGCAGAGAGCUCCCAAGGAAACGUUAGCUUGCCUAGGACCCCACUGCCGAGGCCUCCUUAACAUUCCUUUCUCAGAGUGGCUUUCUGGUGUUCACCUGGAUUAUAUUUUCUCUUCACUUGCUCGGUUCCUUUCCACUGUCUGCCAGCAGCUUACCGCAUUGGAACCAAAAUGCCAACGAUGCCACCCUGGGGCUUGAAUGAGGAGGGGGAAAUGAGUCAGAGCAGCAUUUGGGGACCGAGGCGCUGACGUUGGUCGUAAGCUGUGAACAGGCAGUUGGCGUCAGGCAUAGCUGAUGGAAUUCAUUCUACAGGUUGUUCAAUCCCUGAGUUCCAGGCCAUCCUGGGUUAUGUAACAAGAUGAGGGAGUAAGGGCAACUUCCCUUGUACCUGUAGUGGCCAGGAAAGCCAGUGUUGGCACAGAGAUGUAGCAGGGCUCCCAGGAGGCUGCUGAGUUUGUACCCCGAAAAUGUAGCAUCCCAGUAUGCUAAGGUGGGAUUACAGGACCUUCCAUUUAUUAUGGAAAUCCUUGAGCAGCUAUACCAACCCUGCAAAGUCUUUCUAAUUUCAACUUUGUCAUUAAAAAAAAAAAAAUCUGCAAACCCUACUCCCCUGCCCCGGAGCUGCCCAAUUUGUUUAUGGCAAAAUUAGGAAUUUUUUCCUUUUUUUUUUUUUUUUUUUUUUUUGAGACAGGGUUUCUCUGUAGCUUUGGAGCCUGUCCUGGAAUUAGUUCUCAUAGACCAGGCUGGUCUUGAACUCACAGAGAUCUGCCUGCCUCUGCUUCCUGCGUUGCUGGAAUUAAAGACGUGCGCCACCACCACCCAGCGGGAUUUUUUUUUUCUUAUAGGCAAGAAAUGUUUCUCAUAUUCUGAAUAAUGGACUGAGUAUCACUAUGACGUGAUUGAUAACAAUAUAUAAAAAUAUAGAUAACAGAAAGUGACAGCAUGGCAACAAUAGUGGCAGAUAAUAAAUGGCAGAUAAUAAACCAACAAAUAGCAGCAUGGCAAUGCUCACACCUAACGUUGGGCUCUUGGAAAUCACCCUUUUUUCCCAUUUGCUUUUCAUGCUGCCACCCACUGGAGAAAUCACAGGAAUAAAAACUCCAUCUUACACUGUGGAAGGCCUUCCACAAACAUCACUGAGACCUAGCAAGUACUGGACACUGGACUCCAACAGUGAGCAAAACCAGACCAAACCCAGACCCCGUGAACUUCAUACACUAGCGAAGGGCCAAAUAGUAACCAGAUAGCCACACGACACCCACAUGUAACCUUCCAUAUGACUCAUUCUAGCAGAUCCUGGGAGGAGAGGUUCUUGAUUUAACCAGUGAUUAAAGACACAUGGCUUAAAUGUCAGCGUUUAGGAGGUAGAAGCAGGUGGAUCUCUGUGAGCUCGAGGCCAUUCUGGUCUACUUAGAUCCAGGACAGCCAGGGCUAUGUAGAGACACAAGUGCCUUGUGGAGGAUUCUGAGGGACUACAAAGUUUAUGUGUCUGGAGGGCAGAGUAAGGAGUCAUGACAGGAUAAUAAUGGGGCAGAGUGUGUGUAGGGCACACGCCCACAAUACCAGCUCUUAGAAAGUGGAGGCAGGAGAGCAGCUCUGUUCAAGGUAAGCCGUGAUCUCAUGCACAAUGCACAUCUAAAUAGCAGUGGGACACGACUGGAGAAUCUUAAAAUGUAACAUGGUUAAUAUGAGUUUUUAAUUCACUAAAAUCCAACUAACACCCCCCUUUUAUUUUUCUUCAGAUCUCUGUGACCUAGACUGGUCUUAAACUCGUGAGCCUCUCAGCCUCCUGCUUUCUGGGAUCUUAG